Xiphias gladius (swordfish) is the source of this 4886-nucleotide messenger RNA. RefSeq names its product cryptochrome circadian regulator 1b (gene cry1b). Gene Ontology annotation, biological process: negative regulation of DNA-templated transcription; circadian regulation of gene expression; entrainment of circadian clock by photoperiod. Lineage: Eukaryota; Metazoa; Chordata; Actinopteri; Istiophoriformes; Xiphiidae. Gene Ontology annotation, cellular component: cytoplasm; nucleus. The transcript is spliced from 11 exons. Gene Ontology annotation, molecular function: FAD binding; DNA binding. The coding region runs from base 892 to 2604 and encodes 570 amino acids. The record is from RefSeq and is a predicted model, not a curated record.
GUGUAUCACAUAACACAAGCCAAAGCCUCCGAUUAGCUGCUUCAUCAGAAGCGUUUAGGGGUUAUUUUUCGAAAUCUGCCCCCCAAAAGUAAACCCUAGCAGAAUAGUUAAGAGAAUAUGAACGAAUAUCUACGCCUGGAUUAUGUCGAACAAACGUAGACGAGGCGUAAGCAGAGUUAAGAAAGCACAUUAUGGAAACGUGACGGAAAAAAGCUUGCAUAAGGGCGGAUUCUGACCAAUCAGAGCGCUCCAUUCCUCCCUGCGUAUGCCUGUGGGCGGAGAUGUUGAUACAGAAAGGACGUCUUGCAUGGUCGACAAGUUUGCCAGGCGUUACAAUUUAUACACAAUGUUUACAAUGUUUAAGCUGUUCCAGGGGCCGAGUUCGUGUUAGGUCUGCGGAAACCAACCGGAAAUACUCGCGCGCUUGCAGUUUUUUUUGCGAACGAGCAGAUUGGGUUGCAUGGGUUUUACCCACGUCUCGUGCGACACCUCACGAAAAUUAGAUAACGGAAAACGGAUUUAUUCCGAGCUUAAUUCCCCGUAAAUGUGUUCACCUCGUCGUUGCUACUAAGCAAGGCAAGAGUUGGGCCGUUUUUCCUGCGUCCUCUGUGGUUACCUGCUCUCCACACAUGCAGCCGCCGCUGGUCAGGAGACCCAACUCAGUGGAUACCUUCAUGGAGCAAGGUUAAGGUCGGACAAACCUUUAACGCUUCCCUACGAAUCCACUGACUAGGUUAAAAAACUACUUCGUCCUCGGAUGUUAGUGGACACUUGAAUAUAUUGCUACCAAAACACGUAGGGGGCGUCUUUUUGUUGUUGUUGUUGUUGUUUCCGGGAAACCCCUUCCCCACUUUCUGACCCCACCGGGGAUAAAUAAAGAAGGCAGGCGACAUGGUGGUCAACACCAUCCACUGGUUCAGGAAGGGACUGCGGCUGCACGACAACCCGUCCCUGAGGGACUCCAUCCGGGAAGCGGACACUCUGCGCUGCAUCUACAUCCUGGACCCCUGGUUCGCAGGGUCCUCCAAUGUGGGCAUCAACAGGUGGAGGUUUUUGUUGCACUGUUUAGAGGACUUGGAUGCAAGCCUUCGCAAACUCAACUCCCGCUUGUUUGUCAUCAGAGGCCAGCCUACAGAUGUCUUCCCUCGUCUUUUUAAGGAAUGGCAGAUCACGCGUUUAUCUUACGAAUAUGACUCUGAGCCGUUUGGCAAGGAACGUGAUGCUGCCAUUCAAAAACUAGCCAACGAGGCGUCAGUAGAGGUCAUGGUGCGGAUUUCACACACCCUCUACGAUCUGGACAAGAUCAUAGAACUAAAUGGUAGUCAGCCUCCUCUUACAUACAAGCGCUUCCAGGCCCUCAUCAACCGUAUGGAUGCUGUGGAGCUGCCUGCAGAGACAAUCACAUCUGAGGUCAUUAAAAAAUGUGCCACACCCAUUGGUGAAGACCACGACGACAAGUUCGGGGUGCCCUCCCUGGAAGAGCUUGGUUUUGAGACAGAGGGCCUGACCACAGCUGUAUGGCCAGGUGGAGAAACGGAAGCCCUCAUGAGGCUUGAGAGGCAUCUGGAGAGGAAGGCAUGGGUGGCAAACUUUGAGCGUCCACGUAUGAACGCAAACUCCCUGCUGGCCAGUCCCACGGGGCUCAGCCCCUACCUGCGCUUUGGAUGUCUCUCCUGUCGGCUCUUCUACUUCAAACUUACUGAUCUGUACAGGAAGGUCAAAAGGAAUAGCACCCCACCACUCUCCUUGUAUGGGCAGCUGUUGUGGAGGGAGUUCUUCUAUACGACUGCCACCAACAACCCCUGCUUUGACAAAAUGGAGGGAAACCCUAUGUGUGUCCAGAUCCCCUGGGACAGAAACCCAGAGGCGCUGGCCAAGUGGGCAGAGGGACGGACGGGCUUUCCCUGGAUAGACGCCAUUAUGACCCAGCUAAGGCAGGAGGGGUGGAUCCAUCAUUUGGCGAGGCAUGCUGUGGCCUGCUUCCUCACCAGGGGAGACCUCUGGAUCAGCUGGGAGGAGGGCAUGAAGGUCUUUGAAGAGUUGCUGUUGGACGCAGACUGGAGUGUAAACGCUGGCAGCUGGAUGUGGCUCUCAUGCAGUUCAUUUUUCCAGCAGUUUUUCCACUGCUACUGCCCCGUGGGAUUUGGACGACGUACAGACCCCAACGGCGACUACAUAAGGCGUUAUUUGCCAGUAUUGAGGGGCUUUCCAGCCAAAUACAUCUAUGAUCCCUGGAAUGCCCCAGAGGAAGUGCAGAAGGCAGCCAAGUGUAUCAUAGGAGUGCACUACCCCAAGCCCAUGGUGAACCAUGCUGAGGCUAGCCGCAUCAACAUAGAGCGAAUGAAGCAAAUUUACCAGCAGCUUUCCUGCUACAGAGGACUGGGUCUGCUUGCAACAGUACCUGCCAAUCCCAACAGUGGGUUAAGUGGCAGUAAUGUUGCAGGAGUCAACAAAGGGACCAGUCAAGUUCCAGGAGGGUCCUCUGAAGAGUUGUCCGUUCAGGAGGGAACGUCUCGAACAGAAAGAGGACAUUCGACGCAGAAACGGCGCCGUGAAGAGGCUCCAUCCGCGAGCAGCUCUAAAUCCUGGAGGCAGAGCAAAUAGUGUGCAAAAGACAGAAUACAAACGGUCCCGCUGUUGGUCUGUAUCCUCUGGUAGCAUUCUCUCCAGCAGUGCCCUCAGCUGACACAGUAAUAAAUGUAGCUAACAACCAUGGAGGAGACAGAAUGGGGGUGUUGGAUUUAGCUGCUACUUUUGGCUGUUUGUCUUAAGGACUCCCCACAGUAGAUGCUAUGUAAUCAGUUAAGAUUGUCAUAAUUUGGAUUUGUUAGUCUGUUAACACGUCUUGGUCUCCAGAUACUGUAAGGCACAUCACACAUCUCAGGAACAAAGGAAAGUCUUGAGAGAAAUUGGUCACAUUUGAGAGAAGAAACCCUCUCACAGCAAGUAAAAAAGGAAAAAAACAAUGAAUCUCUAAAGUCUUCACAUCAGGGUGUUGUGAGGCCACCUGUUGUCUUCCACUACAGUAUGUGUGGCCUCCACAACCUUAAUGUGAAAAUGUUAAAAUCUCAAUCCCAUUUGAGUGAUGGGAAUCAGAAGAUUUGUACAGCUGACAACCUCCACCAAUGUCGGCACACUGACAUAAGAUGACCUGGAUAAAACACUGACAUACUUUACAUUAAAUACCUUGGACAAACACAGUUGUAUCUUUUCUCAAAAACAAGCCCCUAAAUGUUUCAUAUCAAAAAUAUUAAGACACAUUCUCACGAAUGUACAUAAUGUAAGAAUUUUAUUUCAAAGAUUUAGGAUACAAAGGUCUGAUGUACAGUAGGAAGGAAAAUUGGAAGCAAGACUGUUAAGAUUGGCAAUAAAGCAAGCCUUGCAAAGGCUGUCAUAUAUUUUGUAAAUAUUUAUUGUUUUUGAUUUCUAACUUUUGUAUAUUUAGUCUUGGAAUUUCACAACUCCUUUUGUAAAUAACGUCUGACCAAAACUCUAAAGUUCCACAAUGAAUGCAUGUGCUUUUGUCUCCCAUGUGAUGGUAAAUCUAUUAUUUUUGUAUAAAGAAUGACCAAAUUGUAACUGUAUUGAAAUGGCAAUACAUGACAGAAACAAUGUUUUUAUUUUUUUUGUUGUUUUUUUUUUAUUUGCACUAUAAUGCGAAUGUUAUUCCCAUCAGUCUCUUCACAUGAGGAAUUCCAGUAAUUGUGAACAGUAUUUAUAAAAGUGUAAUGAAAUUUGUCUGCAAAUUUUAUGAAUUGUUUGUGUUUUGUAAAUCAUUUGGAAGGGAGGGUGGUCUAAGAGUCUCCUGCUGCCGCUGACUAGGCAGGGAGGGUCCCUCCAUUUUGAGGAAUUUGGGGAAUUCUUUAGAAUUGUGGGAUAUGUUCUCAGCAAGCAACUCAGAGAAACUAUAAUUUAAGUUCUAAAUUUUACAUUUCAAAGCCUGUAUUUUUGUUUGUCCAAUUCACACAAACGUUUGGUGCAUGUAUGGCUGAUCGGACCAUAAGUCUGCCUUGGGUUUUCGGAUUCUAGAUGGAUUGUGGAACAUUUUGUACAUGGGGAGAGGGUCCUCCAUCUCCAUCUUUAAAGGCAUUGUACACCCACGGCCAGUGUCAGAAUGGCCACUGGGCAUACCGGUACAAAUCCUGGUGGGCCAGUGGAUUACAAUUAGAUUGCACCUUUUGGGGUGGGAGAGGUUACAUCUUUAUCGUUCUCAGUGGAAUCCAUAACAUGAGUAUUACACUAGUGCUUUUUUUAAUUACACUAGUGCUUUUUUUAAUUAGUCAUAUUUUAGUUUACCUUUUUUUCCAGUCUGCAAAAAACCUAAAAAGAUCAUCUUCAGCCAGUUUGCAUCUGCAUUUUCCAAACAACCAACAUAUAGGGAAUGGAAUGCAGUGCCUAUAAAAAUGUAUUAACCCCUACACAAACCUUUUUAUGUUUUAUUACCACUAACUAACAAUGAAUUUACACUCUAAUGACAAAGUCUAACAAAUCUCUGCAAGUGAUUUAAAUCAAGUACAAACCAAGAACAGGAGUGAUUGCAUAAAAACUUGCAUACAAGUCACGGUCCGGACCUCAAUCCAAUCCAGAAUUUUGUGGCAAGAUUUGAAAAUUCCUAAUUUUUCAUACAACCUUCCAGAUUAAAAAGCAGACUCGUCUAUCCAGCUGCAGACUCAGGCUGUAGUUUCUCCCAAACCUACCUCUAUAUAUACUGAGUUGUUGGGAGGCGGGGUGGGGAUGCUUAUGCAGUUCUUUAUUCAAUGUUUUAUACUAUUGCUCCAUUUGGAUCCAUGUAUGCAGAUUUGUUUUCACUUUGACACAGAAGAAUCUUUCAGUUAAUCAGUGUCAAAACAGACCAAUACCAGCCACUGAUUCAAAGCUUUUAUACA